This is a messenger RNA of Fusarium sp. VM40, 1284 nucleotides long. NCBI's taxonomy places the organism in Eukaryota, Fungi, Ascomycota, Sordariomycetes, Hypocreales, Nectriaceae. The record is from the annotation of a GenBank genome assembly.
AUGGCUUCGCAAACAUCCACUCAGCCCGAUCCAUCACAAGGUGCAGCACCAUCUAUACCAAGCCUCAAAGGCCAACUUCCCAAGCUCGAACCUCGAAAGCGACGCUCAGGUCCCUCCAAUCCGACUCCCAUUCCCGAGACGCCCGCCUUGCCCACGCCACCCGAUACUGCCGACUGGACUUUCAAGACGCCGUCGCGGAGAAUCUUGUCAAAGAAGGACCACGAUAUAUUCCUAUCCUCUACGACAUGUCAACUCAUCACAGCAUGGGUCUUUGGACUGGCAGAGUCUGUGGUUGACACUCCCAACUCUGCAGUCCGAGACGCCGACUUGAGUGGUCCCAUUAAGGCCAUCCUACAUAUCCUCGACGAGACGGAACAGCUGGUGACCAAGUCUCCUCCAAAUGAACAGGGUGGUUCACGGUUCGGAAAUAAAGCCUUCCGAGGUCUUCUUGAGCUGGCACAAAAUAACAGCGUCGCAUGGCAUCGGGAGAUCGGCGUGCAAAACGACGAUGCCAUCGCCGAGCUUUCUACAUACUUUUGCCAAUCUUUUGGUAACGGGAGCAGAAUCGAUUACGGUUCUGGACACGAGCUGAACUUUAUGAUUUGGCUCCUCUGUCUCUACCAACUGGGCCUGCUGAAACAAUCCGACUUCAAGCCCCUCAUCCUCCGCGUGUUCGUGCGCUACCUCGAGGUGAUGCGUGUUAUCCAAAUGACAUAUUAUCUCGAGCCUGCAGGAUCUCAUGGUGUCUGGGGACUUGACGACUACCAAUUCCUGCCUUUCCUUUUCGGCGCCGCACAGCUUUUGCAUCACCCAUAUAUCACCCCGCGGGCUAUCCACCAGGACCUGACUCUGGAGGAGUUCGGCCACGACUACAUGUACCUUGGUCAAGUCAGCUUCGUCAACAGCACAAAAACCGUCAAGGGUCUAAGAUGGCACAGUCCGAUGCUCGACGAUAUCUCGUCAGCAAGGUCCUGGACAAAGAUCGACGGGGGCAUGCGCCGCAUGUUCGUCGCUGAAGUCCUGGGCAAGCUCCCUGUCAUGCAGCACUUCCUGUUCGGGUCUUUAGUGUCAGCAGCUGAUGGGAUGAGCGAGGACACAGGUGCUGGGGAUGUUGAAGAUGCCGAGCACGAUCCGCACGAGGGCCAUGACCAUACCGGUAAGGCUCACGACGGUACUGGUUGGGGAGACUGCUGCGGUAUCAAGGUUCCUAGCAGCAUUGCUGCUGCUCAGGAGAUGAAGAAGAGAGGCAUGAGCCAAGGUCUGCGAAGAAUCCCAUUCGACUAA